GACCAUUUCUCCACGGUGGGGGGUGUUGAUGGGGGGGGGGCAUGCACUAUAUUUAUUGCUUCUGUAGCUGGCACCCGAGUGAGAGGCCAGGCGGUGCUGUUACCCUGAAUUCACACGUUCCGACCACAGGGUGUCACGCGAAGACGGUCGUGCGCCUGUCUGCUGGACCACAGAGCAGGAAGAGGAAAUGCGCUCCUCUCCACUGCCGGUUCCUCUCUUCUUCACUAACCGUCUUCUGGGUCUUGCCGCGUCGUACCCCCCACUCGGGCGCCGUCGCACUCUGUUUCGUCCUCUUCUCAGUUCUCUCGCUGCUUCCGGGUCCCGGUUUUCUUGCUCCUCUUACGCUAAAGCAUAUCAUUUCAUAACAGGGAAGUUUUUGGCAUAGUGCAUAGAACUGCUGCGUUACGAUCCACGAACCAAGGUUCGAGUCCCACUCCUGCUGCAGUACCUAUAGAGCAAAGUACUCUCCCUCAGUUGAUAAGUGCGUCCACCUGCAUCCCAGCUGUAUAAAGAGGUGAAAGCGACAUUCACUGGUCCCUCUGGCCUUGCUAACCCUGUCUUCAGCAGCAAUGGAGGAGUCCACGGACAAAGUCCUGGAAGAAGCCUUUCUUCAGGUCAACACUCCCGAUGACCUCGAGAUGUUUCAAGAGGAGAAAAGAAAAAUAAUCCAGCCAACAUCUCUGAAUAACCCUGGCCUGGAGAAGCUGAAAGAGGUGUUGAUUACAUGGAUCAACAGCACCCUGAAGCAAGAGCACAUCGUGGUUCAGAGCCUGGAGGAGGAUCUGUAUGAUGGACUGGUGCUUCACCACCUCCUGGAAAGGCUUGCGGGUGUGCGACUGUCUGUGGAGGAGAUCGCGCUGACCAGAGCUGCUCAGACUCAUAAGGUGGAGGUCACCCUGGAAGCCCUGAACCAGAGCCUUGGGGUGGACAGUGAGGCCUCCUCCAGGUGGAGUGUCAGACUAAUCCACUCAAAGGACCUCCUGGCUACACUGCACCUCCUGGUUGCCAUGGUGAAGCGCUUCCAGCCUGACCUGCAGCUUCCCUCCGGCAUCAGUGUGGAAGUGCUACUGGUGGAGGUGACCAAAGGGGGCAUCAAGUCCGACAAACAGACGGAGCAAAUUACGGAAGCAGGAAAGUCUUCUAAGGACCAGAAUGCAAACCGAGCCGACCCCAUCGACGAGCUCCUGAGGAUGGAGCCGCAAAAAGUGGACACGGUGAAGAAGGCCAUCGUGCACUUUGUCAACAAGAACAUGGCACCACUGGGGCUCCAGGUGACUGACAUGGAGAAGCAGUUUGCAGAUGGGGUGAUCCUUCUCCUGCUUAUUGGACAGGUUAAGGGGUAUUUUAUCCCGCUCAGCGACUUCAACCUCACCCCCGUGACAAACUCUGAAAUGCUUCAGAAUGUGACGUUGGCCCUGGAUCUUCUCAACGACGAGGAUCUGCUCGUGUCUGGUGUUGAGCCCGAAGAUAUCAUCUCCCAGGACAUGGCUGCCACCUUGAAAGUCCUGUAUGCUAUAUUUAAGAAGCACAAGAAUAUAUAAGAAAUAAUGUCUGUAGGGAUGGCAAGGAGAAGAAUCACAGGCAACGAGGAUCUUCUACUUACUUGUUCCAGAAGACCUUUUGAAAGCCAUCUGUCAUGAUCUCCAAGGAUAUGCAGCUCACCCAGGAAUCCAUGGAUAUUGGACUCUGUCCAGAUUUGAUAUUUUUAGCAGCAUGCCUUUCUGCGGUUUUAAAUAUGCAGCUAUUUUGGAAAGUGGAACAUAUAUUUCAGGUACCACGAGGCUAAACCAGAAGAGCAGUUAUUGACGACGGAUGGAAGUUUUCGGCUGCCAAGAAACAGACACGUGUCAAGAUGGUCUGUGGUGUUUUGCUGCAUACCUUGUUUUUGCCUGAUGCUAAAGAAGAUCUGAUGCUCAUCUCAAAUUUUCUAGCUCGACUCUCAGAAUUUUUCCCUUUAUCUUUCCCUAUCCUGAAUCACGAGGUGCUGUCAUUGUAGUAAAAUCACGUUGCUUUCCCAGCCCUUUAUUCCCUCAGCUCCUCAUCCUGAAGAGCAGUUUGGCAGAUUAAUGGCUUUCACGGCAUCUGGAAGCCAAAGAACAUCAGAGACACUGGUUUUUAAACACCCUGGAGGCCCAGUGGAGUCAGCAAACAGCUACAAUUACUGCUGGGAACACCGUCAGUGGUGAAUCCACACAAGUCUUGAGAAUUUUGAGAGUAUUUGCGUAUUUUACUAAUGUUUGUAAUAGAUAAAAUGGUCAAGAGUAGGAAGAUAAAAUAGAAUGAUAUUCAUAGAUGGAGAUCCAAUCAUUUAUUGUAACAAAGACACCAGUGGGUUUUUAUCGCCCUCGUUCUACAAACUUGUUUAGCGGUUCGUUUUAAACUCACGCCAAGAUUGCGUCGUUCCAACAGUGCUUUUUAACCGUUCUUCAAGAUGCUUUGACUGUCUUGGAACACUUGUGGGCGCUGUCGAGUUUAGCACGGUAUCCGGUGUGAGCCAUGUGGCAGUUGUGCUCCUGCGCUGGCUGUAGAUGCUGCUGCGUCUAAAACAGUGUGUGUAACUGUCUAUACCAGCAAGAGCAUGCUGCGAUGCUUUGUUAGCGCUGAUCAAUGAGCUCACACACACACACACACACACACACACACACACUUGUUACCAGCAAGCUAUGAUUACUGUAAUGCUCUAUAUACUGGUGAAAACCAGAACUGGUGAAUGAUGCUGCAGCUAGAGCCUCGACUCAUUGAACACCUGUACUAGUUAAAUUGCCUUGCUUCUCUAUAAGUUGUAGAACUGAUUUUAAGAUUCCUUUGCUAGUUUGUACACCCUUAAGCAGACGAGGAUGUUAUGGAAUGUUUUUCGGAAUAUAUUCCGAGCCGUGCUCUCGGACGUUUAAGCGCAAACCUACUGUAUUUUCCUGAAGCUGCACGUGAGAUGACUGGAGAACGGAUUUCUGUUAACGUACGCCAAAAUUAUGGAACGAAAUUCCACCGUAUAUUGGAGUGGCAGGUUCUGUGGACACCUUCAGAAAGCUUUGAGUUAACAUUUUAGUUUUAUACUUAUCUCAGCGCUUCAUUUUUCUAACUUUUUUUUUGUGAAGCACUUUGAGCUGCGACAAUUGUAUGGA
Scleropages formosus (Asian bonytongue) is the source of this 3122-nucleotide messenger RNA. It is a transcript of the gene parvg, whose product is annotated as parvin, gamma. Gene Ontology annotation, biological process: cell projection assembly; substrate adhesion-dependent cell spreading; actin cytoskeleton organization. The record is from RefSeq and is a predicted model, not a curated record. The transcript has 14 exons. Lineage: Eukaryota; Metazoa; Chordata; Actinopteri; Osteoglossiformes; Osteoglossidae. Bases 570 to 1541 code for a protein of 323 amino acids. Gene Ontology annotation, cellular component: actin cytoskeleton; focal adhesion; cytoplasm. Gene Ontology annotation, molecular function: actin binding.